Penicillium samsonianum is the source of this 4112-nucleotide messenger RNA. RefSeq names its product putative Rho guanyl nucleotide exchange factor (Rom2) (gene rom2). Bases 1 to 3528 code for a protein of 1175 amino acids. The transcript has 4 exons. Gene Ontology annotation, biological process: intracellular signal transduction. Gene Ontology annotation, molecular function: guanyl-nucleotide exchange factor activity. Lineage: Eukaryota; Fungi; Ascomycota; Eurotiomycetes; Eurotiales; Aspergillaceae. The record is from RefSeq and is a predicted model, not a curated record.
AUGAAUUCGCAGACUCCGCAAUUCUCCCAGGGUCGCGCUCAUACCAUGUCAUCGCAUGUCGCACAACCCCAAUUUCAAAGACCGCCGCCGCCGCCAACACGGCAAAUGCCAAAUGGACACGGACCGCCUUCGGCACCACCAAAUGGAUAUCCUCCACCCCCACCGUCUGGACAAUAUCAGGCCUACAAUCCAGGGGCCUCGGCAACAAUGUCUUCGCAUCAGCCUCCUCGACACAACCCUGGUAACCAACAAACCCAACAACGCUUUGCUGCCUAUCCUCGACCUCAACGCCUCGAGUCAAGACCAAGCCCUGCUCCGCAAUACCCAGAUCCUAGGGAUUUCAAUCGCCCUAUGCCUCCUCCUGCGCUGAAUUCUGAUUCAUCCCGGUCAAGGUCAAUGGCAAAACUAAGCGGGCCGCCUUACCAGAUCCCGCCAAGCAACUUCAAUCACACAUCUGCCACUGCCUCUCGCCGUGAACAGUAUCAUGCUGGAGCCCAGGUCACGCAGCUCGGCCGUCCUGUCCCAGAAAAGCAUGCGAACGAACGAGCCAUGUCUAUGUCGUCCUGGUCAUCGGACCGGGAUCCGCAUAUCAUGAACAGUGGAAGGUCAAUUCCACACCGCAGACCUCCGUCAAGUCACGAUCAGCAGAUUCCAAUAAGGCAAGAGUCAAUGAUGCAGCCUAGCCCCGAUGAAUCCGUUGCAUCUCGUCAGCCAAGCGAUGCAUCGCAGAGAUCUCGGACUAUGUCCAUGGCAUCCACUGUUGCGCCCGAUCGGACGAUGAGCGUUCAAAGCCAAGCCACACAGGGCUCCUCCGGCAAAGUUACCCUUGUUUCUAGGGAUUCGCAGCGGAAAGUCCCGGUGGUUUAUCCUGCUCUGCUUUCUCUCGUCGCUGAGAUUUUCAGGGAGAAGAUUUCACUCGGCGAACGACAGAAGAACGGGCUUUCGUAUCAGAAUGCGUUCUCCGGUACUGAUUCGGUGGACUUGAUCGGCUCCAUAAUCAGAACCAACGACCGCAACCUCGCUCUUUUGCUCGGCCGCGCGCUGGAUGCUCAAAAGUUCUUCCACGAUGUCACAUAUGACCACCGUCUUCGAGACGCACCCGGAGAGGUCUAUCAGUUCAAGGAAACAAUGGGAGAAGACAAGUCGACAAUCGAGGUUAACGGAGUUUUUACUCUCCUGACUGAAUGUUAUUCUCCUACUUGCAACCGGGACACUCUCUGCUAUUCUAUUGCUUGUCCGCGACGACUCGAGCAGCAGGCCAGAUUGAAUCUGAAACCUCAGCCGGUACUGGGAACAUCGGAAUCCAAAACUGCUCUGCCCCCCGAUGAUGAUGACGACAAUGAUAACCAAAAGCUGUGGAUUAGCACGGUGCCCAAGGAGGUCUCAGACUCUGUUGAUGAUCACGAGAAGAAACGGCAGGAGGUUAUCUUCGAGCUCAUGUACACGGAGCGUGAUUUCGUCAAGGACCUAGAAUAUCUGCGGGAUUUCUGGAUGCGACCAUUGCGCGCUGCUGGAACCACUACCCACUCGCCAAUUCCGGAACAUCGGCGUGAGAAGUUCAUCCGAACUGUUUUUGGCAACUGCUUAGAGGUCCUCAAGGUCAACAGCGCUCUGUGUGAAGCCCUGAAUGCUCGACAAAAGGAAAGUCAGGUUGUUCAAACCAUCGGUGACAUCUUCUGUCAACAUGUCCCUAAUUUCGACCCUUUCAUCAAAUAUGGUGCCAACCAACUUUAUGGAAAGUACGAGUUUGAGAAGGAGAAAGCAUCAAAUCCCGCCUUUGCCAAAUUUGUCGAAGACACAGAACGUCUCAAGGAAUCUCGCAAGCUGGAGCUGAACGGUUACUUGACGAAGCCUACAACUCGUCUUGCAAGAUACCCGCUUUUGCUUGAAGGUGUUUACAAAAACAGUGCGGAUGGCAACCCUGACAAAGAAGAUAUUCCGAAGGCCAUCAAGCUGAUUAAGGACUUCCUUUCGCGCGUCAAUGCCGAAAGUGGAAAAGCGGAGAACCAUUUCAACUUGGUCCAACUGAACGCUGCGCUGAAAUUCAACUCUGCGGACUAUGUCGAUUUGAAGCUUACAGAAGAAAAUCGACAAAUGCUCAUGAAGAUGUCAUUCAAGAAGACCACAGCCGACAGCUCCGAUGUUACUGCGUAUUUAUUCGAUCAUGCCGUCCUGCUCGUUCGCGUCAAAAUGGUGAAUAAACGCGAGGAAUCUCGAGUUUACAGGAAACCCAUUCCUUUGGAACUGUUAGUAAUCGCUCAGAUGGAAGAGGUUAUCCCACGACUGGGUAUUGCCAAAAGACCUUCGUCCAGUCUCCUGUCCAACAAGACUGUCAUCAACAAUCCCCCUCCUGCCAAAGAUGGUGGACUGCCUAUCACGUUCAGGCAUCUCGGCAAAGGUGGUUACGAGCAGACUCUGUAUGCCACAAAUGUCGCUACACGACGAAAGUUUAUCGAAGCGGUAGAACAACAACAACACAAACUGUGGGAACGAAACAGCAAUUUCUACAACAAGACGAUCCUGAGCGAGGGCUUCUUUGCAGCGGUCAACCGAAUCAACUGUCUUGUUCCGAUUGAUGGAGGCCGGAAGUUAGUCUACGGGACUGAUAAUGGCAUAUUUGUCUCUGAACGGUGGCCUAAAGACAAAACAGCCAAACCAAGAAAGGUUCUAGAAGCUACUCAAGUCACGCAAAUUGACACUCUAGAAGAGUACCAGCUGCUGUUGGUUCUGGCAAACAAAACGCUUUCCUCUUAUCCCAUGGAUGCUCUAGAUUACGUCGAGGGCCAGAACAGCAUGGCAAAACGGCCCAAGAAGAUUCAGGGCCACGCGAACUUUUUCAAGGCAGGCAUUGGUCUCGGUCGUCAUCUUGUUUGUUCGGUCAAAACAUCGGCGCUAUCGAGUACAAUCAAGGUCUACGAGCCGAUGGACAAUCUGGCGAAGGGAAAGAAGAAGUCUGCUGUCAGCAAAAUGUUCCAGGGCGGCCAGGAUACUCUUAAGCCAUUCAAGGAAUACUAUAUCCCUGCCGAGUCUUCUUCCAUCCACUUCCUGCGUUCUACUCUGUGCGUUGGUUGUGCGCGUGGCUUUGAAGUGGUCAGUCUAGAAACAACGGAGACACAGUCUCUCCUUGACCAGGCCGACACGUCCCUUGAUUUCGUGGCACGAAAGGAGAAUGUUAAGCCCAUUCAUAUUGAGCGUAUGAAUGGCGAGUUCCUACUCAACUAUAGUGAUUUCUCAUUCUUUGUCAACCGCAACGGGUGGCGAGCCCGUCCAGACUGGAGGAUCGCUUGGGAGGGCAACCCGAACUCAUUCGCGCUGUCGUACCCUUACAUCCUGGCAUUCGAACCCAACUUCGUUGAAAUUCGACACGUUGAAACAAGUGAAUUGACGCACCUUAUGACCGGCAAGAACAUUCGCAUGUUACACAGUUCCACCCGCGAGAUUAUCUAUGCCUAUGAAGAUGACCGGGGCUAUGACACUGUUGCCAGUUUAGAUUUCUGGACCAACAAACCACAGCCAGCCGCCGUCUGAUGUCCGAAUGGUGCAUGCCCCAAUGAACCCCCUGCUUGACAUCGUCGCUUUGACGCUGUCGCCCGCAUCUCUCUUUCCACGGAGCAUUAGGGACUUCUCUUCCCAAAGUUCUCAAUGACACGCGCCCUUCACUGCAUGUGUCAUCCCAGCACACUCGCAAAAGUCGUGAUUGUAUGUACUGUGUUGUCUGUACAACAGUUCAGCCGAUCAUUCACAUCUACUUGGCAAAUAUCAACCCCUCCCUUUCCUCAACACCAAUUACAACAAAUCGGGGGUUUUUCCCGUCUUUUCUACGCAAUGUACAAUGGAGCGCAAAUACCACUUCUUGCGUGUCUGCUUUCUUGCUUUUCGCUGCGUUUCUCUUUUUUAACUUCUUGCUGAUUGCAUUUGCUCCUUUUUCUCUUCUUUUCUAAAAUUUUUCUACCUUUCUUCUUUAGCUCUUUCUAUCUCCGGAUGGCUCUGUUUCCCACAUGGCCAUAUUCUCGAGACGUCUUCGUUCUCCCUGUAUCGUUUUGAGUUCGAGGCACCUUUGUCUGUUAUACUUAGCAAUUUCAUUGAUGUGAAUGGCACCAUUGCAUUUCAGA